CACACAACAAACGGAUCCGGCUACUGGGCUGUUAGGGACUGUCUCCAAUAGUGAGAAGUCGAGCCCACCCGACUCCUUUCCUUCGUCGAAGAACAGGAGGUUUCGACCUGGCGCAGGGAUCCUCAACGACAUUCGGUCUCGCCUGCCUUACUAUAUGAGCGAUUGGAAGGACGCGUACAACUAUCGCGUGGUCCCUGCUAUUGUGCUCAUCUUCUUCGCGAACGUCUUGCCAGGAAUUGCCUUCUCAUUAGACUUAAUAGAAACCACUGAACAGUAUGGUGUCGCAGAAGUCCUGUUAUCAUCCUUCAUGGCGGCCUUCAUAUUUUCAGUCUUCGGUGCUCAGCCCCUUUGUAUUGCUGGUGUGACUGGACCGAUCACAGUGCUCAACAAGACUAUCUUCGACCUGACGCAACGAGGCGACCCUGCGACGAGGCCGAAUUAUCUUCACCUGGUGGGAUGGGUAUAUCUCUGGGCUGCCAUAUUCCACUGGAUUACCGCCAUCUUGAACUGGUGCAAUUUUCUGAGAUACGUGACUUUGUUUUCCUGCGACAUCUUUGGUUUCUACGUGUCCUGGGUGUAUCUCCAGUACGGUGUUCAAGUCGUCACCCGCCAGUUUGUCAGUGCUCCGUCAGAAAACGGGCCUUUCGUCGGCAUCAUCCUCGCGCUCCUUAUGCUCAUUACUUCAUUUCUGUUCCGAUCGCUGUCGCAAACAACAUUCUUCCAUCGCCAUGUACGUCGCUUCCUGGCAGACUACGGCAUGCCGAUAUCGCUCGUUGCCAGUUCCGCAAUGGCCUACUGGGGAAGAUUCAAUGCCGCUAACCCAUCCACCUUGCCUGUGAACGGGGCUUUCCAGCCUGCCGGUGGGCGCCAGUGGCUUGUCAGGUUCUGGCAGUUAGACGGAAAGUGGGUCGGCAUAGCGUUCCCCUUUGGCGUCGUCCUUUGGGUUCUGUUCUUCUUCGACCAUAACGUGUCGUCCUUGAUGGCACAGGGAACACAGUUUCCUCUCAGAAAACCGCCCGGCUUCCAUCAUGACUUCUUCCUACUAGGCAUCACUACGUUCAUAGCCGGGCUGAUUGGCGUGCCGGCUCCAAAUGGAUUGAUACCUCAGGCGCCUAUACACACAACCUCCCUCCUCGUCAUGGGCAGGCCAUUCAAGGACGACAAGGAGGAAGCGGUGCCCGCGUCUAGGGCCGGAACUGCCACUCCUGGCAGCGUUAGUAAAGGCAAGGAGGCGGCGUCAGGAACGGACAACCAAAUGCGCAUUAGGAGUGCCUCGCCGAACGUCACCGCUCGUCCCGAAUCACUUGACAAUGAGCACAAUCAUGGGCACAUAUUUCAUGAUCCCGAACCUCCGCUGGAUCCUGCGACAGUCGAUCGUCACGAGGUGCCGAUCGCGGUAGUAGAGCAGCGACUUUCAAAUCUUGCUCAGGGUGCCCUAUGCUUGGUCCUCCUAUCAAAACCAUUCCUGCAUAUACUGCACCUGAUUCCUCGUGGGGUCCUGGCAGGUUUAUUCUGGUACAUGGGUGCCGACGCUUUGGAAGGAAACGGGAUAACUCAGAAGAUCUUCUAUUUCUUUCGUGACAAAUCCCUCAUGUCCCCUUAUGAUCCUUUGCACAAAGUCAGGAAGUCACGAGUCUUGCUGUUCGUUGUCGCGCAACUCAUCGGAUUCGGCGCUGCAUUUGCCAUAACCCAGACUCAAGCCGCUAUCGGUUUCCCGAUUGUCGUUUUCCUACUGGUUCCCGUAAGGACGUACCUCAUCCCUCGACUACCACUCACACCGGAGGAGUUGGCUACCCUAGACGGCCCAACGGCUUCAUCGUUUACCAUGAUGUCGGUGGGGGGCUCUGCAUAAACGUAAACGCUCA
Punctularia strigosozonata HHB-11173 SS5 is the source of this 1865-nucleotide messenger RNA. RefSeq lists its product as uncharacterized. The transcript has 8 exons. Lineage: Eukaryota; Fungi; Basidiomycota; Agaricomycetes; Corticiales; Punctulariaceae. Gene Ontology annotation, molecular function: borate efflux transmembrane transporter activity; solute:inorganic anion antiporter activity. The coding region runs from base 155 to 1852 and encodes 565 amino acids. Gene Ontology annotation, biological process: borate transport; transmembrane transport; monoatomic ion homeostasis. Gene Ontology annotation, cellular component: plasma membrane; fungal-type vacuole. The record is from RefSeq and is a predicted model, not a curated record.